This is a messenger RNA of Sphenostylis stenocarpa, 390 nucleotides long. NCBI's taxonomy places the organism in Eukaryota, Viridiplantae, Streptophyta, Magnoliopsida, Fabales, Fabaceae. The record is from the annotation of a GenBank genome assembly.
AUGGAGAAGAAGUUAAGGGUAAAGAAGAAAGCAUGGAUGGGGAAGAAGUUUGGGAUGGAGAAGAAGUUUGGGAUGGAGGAGAAGUUUGGAAUUGAUGAGAAGAAUCGAAGUAUGGAGAAGAAGUUAAGGAAGAAGAAGUUUAGGAAGAAGACGAAGUCAAGGAAGAAGAAGUUUUGGAUGGAGAAGAAGUUAAGGAUAAAGAAGAAAGUAUGGAUGGGGAAGAAGUUUGGGAUGGAGAAGAAGUUUGGAAUAGAGAAGAAUCUACUAAGUAUGGAGAAGAAAUUAAGGAAGAAGAAGAAGUUAAGGAAGGAGAAGAACUUUCGGAUGGGAUGGGAUAGGAUAGGAGAUUAUAUAGUUAAGGAUGGAGAAGAAACUUGGGACAUAGAAUGA